AGUGUCUUCUUCUCAGUUGCUCAGCGCUGAUGUGUUCAAACCCGAGGACAUCAUGACCGGAGGACCGAAGGACGGCGACACCGAGGAGGAGUUUCUGCGUUCGCCGUUCAUCCGAAAACAAGGGAACAUUUACAAACCCAACAACAAGGACAUGGACAACGAGAGUCUGAACGAGAAGACGAUGGAGGACUUCCACACCAAAGAGAUCGACCUGGUCAACCGGGACCCCAAACACAUCAUCGAUGACGUGGUCAAGGUGGACUUUGAAGAUGUGAUUGCUGAGCCGGCCUGGACCUACAGCUUCGACGGUGUUUGGAAAGCCAGCUUCACCACCUUCACCGUCACCAAGUACUGGUGCUACCGACUGCUGACGGCGCUGGUCGGGAUCCCCCUGGCUCUGAUCUGGGGGGUUUUCUUUGCCAUCCUGUCCUUCAUCCACAUCUGGGCCGUGGCUCCGUUCGUGAAGAGCUUCCUGAUCACCAUCCACUGGGUCAGCCGUAUCUACUCCAUCACUGUGCACACCUUCUGCGACCCACUGUUCGAGGCCAUGGGCAAGUGCCUCAGCGGCGUCCGAGUCCGCACGUCCAAGGAGGUGUAGUGACCGAAAGGGGGAGAAAGAGGAAUAUCACGGGGGGGAGGGGGAGGGAG
Molecule: messenger RNA, 648 nt
Organism: Cynoglossus semilaevis (tongue sole)
Lineage: Eukaryota; Metazoa; Chordata; Actinopteri; Pleuronectiformes; Cynoglossidae
Gene: cav1
Product: caveolin 1
Exons: 3
Coding region: 53-598 (181 amino acids)
Biological process (GO): negative regulation of endothelial cell proliferation; cell differentiation; regulation of cytosolic calcium ion concentration
Cellular component (GO): caveola; perinuclear region of cytoplasm; cytoplasmic vesicle
Molecular function (GO): transmembrane transporter binding; protein kinase binding; molecular adaptor activity
Source: RefSeq, a predicted model, not a curated record